Molecule: messenger RNA, 1266 nt
Organism: Parnassius apollo (apollo)
Lineage: Eukaryota; Metazoa; Arthropoda; Insecta; Lepidoptera; Papilionidae
Source: the annotation of a GenBank genome assembly
UUGUGCACAUGGCCUAACCAUGAAACGGCGCCGGGUCUGGGCGUCUCCCGCCUAAAUGACGCUCUAAAAUGGAUGAUGGAAUCAAAUGGAACGCGCAAAGGGCCGCUGCCUGGAGGUCGCCAGGGCGCGUCUGGAGCUGGCGCUGGAAGCGACAGCAUGCGAACUGCCAGCCGAGCGCGAGGUGCUGCACGACCACCCAGCAGCUCCUCGCAUCCAUCAUCCCCACCAGCUGGCUUGGUGUCGGCAGGGUCUUCGCGGGCUCAGCAAUCGGCACCCGCCACUGGUGGAGUACGCCGCAUGCGUUGGACAACCCAGAUGAACAGCAACGCAUUGCGGGCGUAUUUUAGGGCGAAAGGGGGAGAAACUGGAGGUUUUGCGUAUCGGGCAAGGAUGCAUCGACUUUUUGCUGAGCUGGAGCCAUCUGUAACCGUCACCGAGCAAAACCUGGCAGACCGAGUUCGGUAUAUCUUGCGCUCAAAUACAUUUGAUGUCACCGAACUCGAACGGCUACGACGUGAGGCUGUUCCUUCAUCGGGUGAAAAUGCUGCGGCUGAGGAUGCGGCGCCACAACUUGCUGAGCAAACGGCAAAUGUGGAUGCCGCCGUGAAUACGCCAGUUGUGGUUGAUUCAAACGAUGAUGGAACAGUCGCCCAGGAACUGGAACUAGAGCAAAUGAGGAGUACAUUGGAAGAGGCGAUUGUGGAAACGCGCAGUACGACUCUCGAAAAUCGACCGCGACUUCCCCGCUUAGCCCUAAGCAAGCGGAAUCGGGCUGUCGUGAGGGCUCUGAACCCAAUGCUGGUUACCUAUUUGGAAGCCAGCCGGGACCUUUGCGAUACGGACUCAAUUCUUUUUGGCGCCGCACUGGCAGUCUACCGUAUUAUAGGUGCCAAACUUUCCACGGCUGGACGCGCUAUUGGACAAAGUAGUGCUAUCCCAGCCUGGAGAAUAAGAAUUGAAGAACGUAUCGCAAAGGCUAGGGCCCUCAUCGGCAGACUGAUAUGCUUCAGACAUUUAAACGCAAAAUCUUCAAUCAAGAACUUUGAGGGCCGGUACAUGGCACUUACGAGCACCGUCAUAAGAAUCGACUCUCUACCGCCCACAGUAGAAAUCCUGUGUGAUAUGCAAGUGCCCUUAGCAAAUUAUUUUAGCAGGAAAAGUGACAUAUUCUACAAAGAUCCACCAUUGACGCCACCAGAUACAUCUAACUCAAAUAUAUAUACGUCUUCUGACAAAGGUGUUUAUCAAUUACCUGUUUUACAUUAA